This is a messenger RNA of Diceros bicornis minor, 2985 nucleotides long. It is a transcript of the gene BANK1, whose product is annotated as B cell scaffold protein with ankyrin repeats 1. The record is from RefSeq and is a predicted model, not a curated record. Gene Ontology annotation, molecular function: protein tyrosine kinase binding; signaling receptor binding. Gene Ontology annotation, biological process: negative regulation of B cell activation; negative regulation of phosphatidylinositol 3-kinase/protein kinase B signal transduction; signal transduction. The transcript has 17 exons. Bases 6 to 2354 code for a protein of 782 amino acids. NCBI's taxonomy places the organism in Eukaryota, Metazoa, Chordata, Mammalia, Perissodactyla, Rhinocerotidae.
CCGCGAUGCUGCCCGCGGCUCCGGGCGGGCCGGGCGCGAGCCGGGGGCGGGCCCCCCGCGGCCCCGCGCCCCCAGAAAAUACAAAAGACAUCAUAAUGAUAUAUGAAGAAGAGGCUGAGGAAUGGGCUCUGUACUUGAAGGAAAUUUUUUUACAUGUUGUGAAAGGGGAAGCAAUCCUGUUAUAUCGCUUGGAGAAUUACUCUCUUCAGGAUUUGGAAUUGCUGAGUUUAAACUCUUACAAAUGUAAACUUUUGAUAUUAUCGAGUAGCCUGCUUAAAAACCUAACUCCAAAGAAAUGUCAGUUUUUGGAAAAGGUACUGCAUUCACCAGAAAGUGUGGUUACUCUGCUGUGUGGGGUGAAGAGUUCAGAUCAGCUCUAUAAACUAUUAAAUGUCUCCGGAGGCAGAUGGGAGAUCUCAACUGAGCAGGAGCCUGACGACUACAUCUCUGUCAUCGAGAGCAUCAUAUUCAGAGGUUCUGAGGACUACCUUGAGGUUGAUAUUCCAACAGACCUAAGAGUGGAAUAUUCUGGGAAAAUAAGUGAGAGAAAGGAAAUUGAAGAAUUAUCAGAAGCUUCAAGAAUCACCAUACCACUGGCAGUAGUGCUUCCUGCUGAAAUUCCAUGUGAGAAUCCUGGUGAAAUAUUUAUUAUUUUGAGAGAUGAAUUAAUUGGUGAUACUGUGGAGAUUGAAUUUACAUCAAGUAACAAAUGCAUUAGAACACGGCCAGCCCUUUGGAACAAGACAGUCUGGUGUAUGAAAGCUUUAGAUUUUCCUGCUGGCUCUGUCAAUGUCGAUGUCUACUGUGAUGGAAUCCUUAAGGCCAAAACAGAGAUUAAGUACUACACAGCAGCAAAGGCUAAGGAAUGCCUAUUGGGAGUGGCAGGUCCAGGAGAUGGUGUGUGCUGGAAUGACAUUGGUGAACUUGAUGAUAUUCUCACAUCCAUAUUCAAACACGAAAUACCACAUUAUGAGUUCCGAUCUCUCCAAACUGAAAUCUACCCUCCAGAAGAAUGUACUCAUUUCAAAGAACUUCCAACUCUUCUCCACUGUGCAGCAAAAUUUGGCUUAAAGAGCUUGGCUAUUCAUUUGCUUCGGUGUUCAGGAGCAACCUGGGCGUCUAAGGUGGAAAAUUCGGAGGGCUCAGAUCCAGCACGUAUCGCUGAAGCACAUGGGCACAGAGAACUCAAGGAAAUCUUUGAAGACUUUUCAAUCCAAGAAGUUGGCAGAAAUAAUGAACAAGAAAGUGACUAUGAAGAGGAUUUUACCUCAUUUUCUACAUAUUCUCCCACCAUACAGAAGGUAGCAUUUCAUCAUGAAAGCAGACAGACAUACAGGCAGAGUGCGGGAGGAGCUGAGGCGCAGGAAACAGUACAGGAAACAGAAGAGAAUGGAUCGCGUGCGGAGGCCGAGCACAGCCUAGCAGAGGUUGGCAGUGGGAGUUCUGAGAACGAGUAUGAUGACUUGUAUAUGUUCAUUCCUGGAGACAAUCCGGAAAUCAAUUCACCAGAACCACUCAUGAGCAACAGACCACCUCUCCCCCCGCCACGACCUGUAGCUGCUGCCUUCCAACUGGAAAAACCUCACUUCACAUUACAAGUAGGGAAAAUGUUGGAAGGCCAAAUGGAAACAAGUGAUCCGGGUGCAAGACAGGAAACAGGAGGUGAACCUAAAGAGGAAGAAGAAAAGAAAGAAGAUGACAAGGAGCAGGAGGAGGAAGAAGAUCCAUACACUUUUGCUGAGAUUGAUGACAGUGAAUAUGAUAUGAUAUUGGCCCACAUGAGUACAAAGAAAAAAAUUGGAAGUCGAUCUUUCAUUAUAAACAGACCUCCUGCCCCUACACCUCGACCUACAAAUAUCCCUCCAAAAGAGGAAACCACACCUUACAUAGCUCAAGUGUUUCAACAAAAGGCAGCCAGAAGACAAUCUGAUGGUGACAAGUUCUAUGGUCCUAAGAGACAAGACAGAGCUGCUCGGGCGGAGAGUCAAGCCUUUUCCACUGCGAGGGGCUGCCUGGCUGUGGGGCAGGAAGAGCUCAUCCUCCUGCAGGAGAAGGUCAAGAAUGGGAAGCUGUCUGUGGACGAAGCUCUGGAGAAAUUUAAACAAUGGCAGAUUGGAAAGACUGGCCUGGAAAUGAUUCAGCAGGAAAAACUACGCCAACUACGAGAUUGUAUUAUUGGGAACAGGCCAGAAGAAGAAAAUGUCUUUGAUAAGCUCACCAUUGUGCACCAUCCAAAUGGUAAUGAAAGUGUCCACAAUGAAAAUAUGUUGCGUAACAUACCCAUCGGCAAUAAGCUUCCUGCUCGACUCCAAGGUGAAAAAGAAUUUGGUUUCUGUUCCAGGAAAGAUCACUAAAGAAGGUUCUUAUAAUGAAAUGCAAGAAUCUGCAGACACUGUGCUUUCUGGAUAAAGCAAGCUUGCAUUUGGAUUGCCUGCUGUCUUCAGGGCAAAUCUAGACUCUGAAAGCAAAAGCGAUCCUCUGGAUUUCAGAAUUUGUUAUUGCCACAAUUUAUUGGCAUUGUACCUGCUUCAGAUGGGUAUAUCGAGAUUAAAAUUGAAUGCCAUAGAGCAAUUGCAUUCUUUGAAAAUUCUUGCAUUUUACAAUGCACUUUGCCACUGAAGCAACGAUGUCCCAUUUUGAAAAUUAAAGGAAAACAAGAGCAGAGGAGUUAAAUGCUCUGUAGCAAAGUUAUUGGGCCUGUUUGAGGCACUAACCUUAAUAGUGUACUCCUCCUGUCCUUGGAGUAACCAUGACAAUACAAAUUUGUUUAGUACGUAUUUGCCUUUCAAGUGGCUGGUCCAUUUUCUGAAUUUCUCACAUUCAAAGCUUCUAAUUAUUAUUGUCACUGCAUGUCUGCAGAAACCUUCCCUUAUUUAGUGCUUAUUUGCAUAUAACCCUUAGAACAUUGUUUUUCUAUCUUUCUGUAUCUCAUUUUAAUAUACAUUUCUAUAACCUGUAUUCCUUAUUAAAAGGCUUAUAAUUUCA